AUUAAUGACGUCGGUUAAGGCACUUCAUCUUUACGAUCACUGUCCGUUUUGCGUUCGAGUUGAACUUGCACUCGGCUGGAUGGAAAUUAGCUAUCAAAGAAUAUUUUAUGGCUACGGGGAUAUGGAGGGGCCUAAAAAACUUACUGGAAAAAAAAUACUUCCGGUGCUUGAGGAUUCUGAUGGCAACUACCACGCGGAGUCGCUGGAUAUUGUCGAAUGGAUUCAAAAAGCUUAUCCUGAUAAACUUUGCCUUGCUAAGCAGAGCGAAAGAAAAGAUUUAAAAUCUUGGUUUGAGCGGUUUCAGCCCGUUUCUUCUUCUCUCACGUGCCCUCGUCUUUGCAAGCUCACUCAUCUAAAGGAUUUUUCUACUAAAGAAGAUGUAGAAUAUCAUCAUUCCAAAUAUGAAAGUCGAAACGUUGAUUUAAAAAAACUUUACGACGACUCACCAAAAUAUAUAAAAGAAAUGAACUCUCUACUUUUCGAGUUUGAUAAGAAUUUGUUACAAUCUUCAAAAGCUAUAACGGGUUCUUCCUAUUCGAUGGAUGAUAUUAUAUAUUUGCCUUGGCUUCGCAAUAUUACCGUUGUGAAGGGCGUGGAGUUUCCUAAUAAACUUAAGGAAUACGUGACAAACGCGUGUCGUGAGGCUGACGUCCAAUUAUAUACCAACUAUGCUUGCUAG
Zophobas morio is the source of this 679-nucleotide messenger RNA. Its product is annotated as glutaredoxin 2-like. The transcript has 8 exons. The coding region runs from base 5 to 679 and encodes 224 amino acids. Gene Ontology annotation, cellular component: cytoplasm. NCBI's taxonomy places the organism in Eukaryota, Metazoa, Arthropoda, Insecta, Coleoptera, Tenebrionidae. The record is from RefSeq and is a predicted model, not a curated record.